GCAGCCUAUAAAAGGCGCUGGGUGAACAGACUGCAGUCUCCGUAGCUGACAGAGAGCUUCACCUGAACUGCACCGCUCCUCCAACAAGACGCCGCUGCUAACAUGGCUCUGAACACACUGCUCGCCACCUUUUUGUGCACCAUCGUCCUUCCCAUCCUGCUGUUUCUGGUGGCGCUGAAGCUGUGGGAGGUUUACAUGAUCCGAGGCAGAGACCAGAGCUGCCCCAGCCCGCUGCCCCCCGGGUCCAUGGGCUUACCCUUCAUUGGAGAGACGCUGCAGCUCAUUCUCCAGAGGAGAAAGUUUCUGCGGAUGAAGCGGCAGAAGUACGGUUACAUCUACCGCACACACCUCUUCGGGAAUCCCACGGUGCGCGUGACCGGAGCGGAUAACGUCAGGCAGAUUCUGCUGGGGGAGCACAGGCUCGUGUCCGUGCAGUGGCCCGCCUCUGUGCGCACUAUCCUGGGCUCGGAUACACUGUCUAACGUGCACGGAGCGCAACACAAGACUAAGAAAAAGGCCAUCAUGCGAGCUUUCUCCACCGAGGCUCUGGAGCUCUAUGUCCCCGUCAUUCAGGAGGAGGUGCGGGCUGCAGUGAGGGAGUGGGUGGCCAAGGACUCCUGCAUACUGGUCUACCCAGAGAUGAAGCGGCUGAUGUUCCGCAUAGCCAUGAGGAUCCUCCUGGGCUUUGAGCCGGAGCAGAUCAAGACGGACGAGCAGCAGCUGGUGGAAGCUUUCGAGGAAAUGAUCAAAAAUCUGUUCUCUCUGCCCAUCGACGUGCCUUUCAGUGGACUGUACAGAGGUCUGAAGGCAAGGAACUUCAUCCACUCUAAGAUAGAAGAGAACAUCAAGAAGAAGGUUCAGGAGUCAGACAAGGAGUCCAAACACAGAGACGCUCUGCAGCAGCUCAUAGACAACAGCAAGAAGAACGGGGAACCAUUCAGCAUGCAGGCCAUUAAGGAAUCUGCUACAGAGCUGUUGUUUGGAGGCCAUGAAACCACAGCCAGCACAGCCACCUCUCUGGUCAUGUUCUUGGGCCUGAACCCUGAAGUUGUGGAUAAACUGAGGCAGGAACUGAUGGACAAGGAGGAGCAGGGGAUGGACCUCCACAGUCUGAACAUUGAGUCCUUGGAGCAGUUAAAAUACACAGGCUGUGUCAUUAAAGAGACUCUACGGAUCAACCCUCCUGUUCCUGGAGGCUUCAGAGUGGCCCUCAAGACCUUUGAACUCAAUGGUUACCAAAUUCCCAAAGGCUGGAAUGUCAUCUACAGCAUCUGUGACACCCAUGAUGUGGCAGAGAUCUUCCCCAACAAGGAAGACUUCCAGCCAGAGCGCUUCAUGACCAAACCCUCGGCCGACUCCUCCAGAUUCCAGUACAUCCCGUUCGGAGGGGGCUCCAGGAUGUGUGUGGGGAAAGAGUUUGCCAAGGUUCUGCUGAAGAUCUUCCUAGUGGAAGUGGUCACAAAGUGUCACUGGACUCUUUUAAAUGGGCCACCCACCAUGAAAACAGGACCUACUGUCUAUCCUGUGGACAAUCUGCCAACCAAAUUUACCAGCUAUGAACAAAAUUAAACCGAGAUAAUGAUUAGUUUCCUAAAGCCAGUGUAGAGUGAAUUAUGAGGUCUCCCAAAAGUCUCAGAUUAGCUGUUUUACCUCCAAAUCCACAGGAAACUACAGUAAAUUAUAGCUACUUGGGGAAUUUUUGGAAAUUCCCAGUGCUCUAAAAAGAAACUGAUCAAAGGCCACAUUUUCACGUUAUGUUCGUUAUCCUGAUCUUUUGGACUUAUGUCAAUGUAGAUUUUAUAUCAUGACAUGAAUUGUACAUAUUGUAGAUGACUCAAGAACGUAUUUUACAUUUUAUAUGAUGUUAAUACAUUGGAUUUGUAUAUGAUUUGUUUGAACAAACUAAACGAGAGGCACUAUACCCAGACAUGGAACACUUUAAUCAGCUCAGAGGUGUAUCUAUAGGAUUAUGUACAUAUGUAAUGUAGAGUCUGUUUAUAUAACUUUUGUAUCUUACACCAACCUAUUUAAGUGAUUUAUGUAAUACUGUUUGGGCUUUUUAUUUAAUAAAACUGUUUUGC
This is a messenger RNA of Epinephelus lanceolatus (giant grouper), 2081 nucleotides long. It is a transcript of the gene cyp26a1, whose product is annotated as cytochrome P450, family 26, subfamily A, polypeptide 1. Gene Ontology annotation, biological process: sterol metabolic process. Gene Ontology annotation, molecular function: iron ion binding; monooxygenase activity; heme binding. The record is from RefSeq and is a predicted model, not a curated record. NCBI's taxonomy places the organism in Eukaryota, Metazoa, Chordata, Actinopteri, Perciformes, Serranidae.